Heterocephalus glaber (naked mole-rat) is the source of this 407-nucleotide messenger RNA. The record is from RefSeq and is a predicted model, not a curated record. NCBI's taxonomy places the organism in Eukaryota, Metazoa, Chordata, Mammalia, Rodentia, Bathyergidae.
CCAGGCUGGGGAGGACCUUGGGCUCCCUGUCGCCGGCACUGUCCCCAGCUCCUUGAUGGAGUGACGUGGCCCCCAGGGCUGGCUGGUGGGGGCUUCCAGUGUCUCAUGGGCUUGUCCCCAGGUCCCUGCCACCAGGAUGAGACGCAGCAGGACAUCACUGUCCUUCCUGCGGAUUGAGCGGGUCCGGGAGCCGUUGGACUCCGGCCCAGCCCCUGCGAGCCCCCACGGUGGCGGUGGCAUUCGGAGGCGCUUCUCGGGGAGCCCUCUGCUGCCCCUGCUGUGCAGCCACCCGGGGCCCCCUGGAGAGAUGGGCCCCAGCGCCCGGGUGGUGUUCACCAUCGGAGCUCGAGGGACGGAGAGCAGCCCUGGGCCGGCGGCGGGCAGGUGAGGAGCAGAGGGGCUGAGGA